AUGGGCUCGAUAUACCCGAGCACAUUCAAUGUCAAGCGCAUCGCGAUCAUCGGCGCUGGUCCCUGUGGACUGGCCGCAGCAAAAUACCUCCGAGCUCAAGGCACAUACGACCGAAUAGUGGUCUUUGAGCAACAGGCAGAGGUCGGUGGUGUCUGGAACUACGACACCGUUGUGCCAGCUCCGAAUCCUAUUCCCCAGACAAGCCCAUUCUUCCCUCCAGAUGAACCAGCCCGUGUGCCGCAUGAAAAGUUCCCAAUAUUUCCAUCCCCCAUGUACAGCAAGCUGCAUGCCAAUAUCCCCAAAUCCCUCAUGAUGUUCUCGGAUUUGGAGUUUCCACAAGAGUCUUGGAUAUAUCCCAGCCGUCACGAUAUCCAGCAUUACCUGGUGAGAUACGCUCAGGAUGUGCGGGACCUGAUCAAGUUUUACUUUCAGGUAAAACGCGUCCUCCUGCAGCCUGAGAAUGGCCAAGAUAAAUGGCAGGUGACGGCUCAGUCAACCGUCGAUGGGCAAGUUGUCCAAGAGGUGUUUGACGCUGUCGUCGUGGCCAAUGGACACUACUCUACUCCCUUCGUCCCGGAUAUCAAGAAUAUAAGGGACUUUCAUCGGGCGCAUCCCUCAAUCAUCAUUCACUCCAAGAACUAUCAUUCUGUGGAUACAUUUAGAGAUAAAAAGACGGUCAUUGUUGGCAACGGGCCGUCGGGGUUAGACAUUGCCUACCAAAUCAACAGCGUGUCCAAGGGGCAAACCAUUCUGUCAGUUAGACACGAGACACCGCCGGGAAAGCUGCAGCACACUGGCUGUCGGGAGAUUGCCGAGAUCGACGAGUUUCUGGUUGACGAGAAGGGAGUGAGACUCAAGGACGGGCGCGUGGAGACGGAUAUUGACGCCAUCAUCUUCUGCACGGGAUUCCGAUACAGUCUCCCGUUCCUCAACAACCUUGAAAAGGAUCUCAUCACAAAUGGCUCAAGCAUACAUGGCUUAUACAAACACAUAUUCUGCAUUCAACACCCUACCAUUGUUUUUUCCGCGCUGAAUAUGCGCAUCGUCCCAUUUCCGGUCUCGGAAGCCCAGGCGGCGGUAUUUUCAGCCAUAUGGUCCAACCACCUGCCGCUGCCGCCCAAGCCCGAAAUGCUGAGGUGGAACAAAGAAGCAGAGAAGGCUGGCGACAGGCUGCAUAUUAUGCCCGAUGGCCAAGAUGGCGUCUACUUGAACGAGCUGCAUGACUACGCUAUGACUGCCUCAAAACUGGGCAAGGAGCCGCCGCGGUGGGGGCGUGAGCAAUUUUGGAUUCGAAGUAUUUUCUUGGAAGCAAAAAGGGCAUUCGAGGACCAGGGCUGCAGGGCCACGACUUUGGAAGAGCUGGGCUUCAAAUUCACCCCAGAGAGGGACGAGGCGAGUGCCAAGCCAUGA
This is a messenger RNA of Metarhizium robertsii ARSEF 23, 1410 nucleotides long. Its product is annotated as thiol-specific monooxygenase. The coding region runs from base 1 to 1410 and encodes 469 amino acids. Gene Ontology annotation, molecular function: flavin adenine dinucleotide binding; NADP binding; N,N-dimethylaniline monooxygenase activity. The record is from RefSeq and is a predicted model, not a curated record. The transcript has a single exon. NCBI's taxonomy places the organism in Eukaryota, Fungi, Ascomycota, Sordariomycetes, Hypocreales, Clavicipitaceae.